This is a messenger RNA of Alosa sapidissima (American shad), 9293 nucleotides long. RefSeq names its product MIA SH3 domain ER export factor 3 (gene mia3). Gene Ontology annotation, biological process: vesicle cargo loading; endoplasmic reticulum to Golgi vesicle-mediated transport; protein secretion. The coding region runs from base 2 to 8098 and encodes 2698 amino acids. Gene Ontology annotation, molecular function: protein binding. Gene Ontology annotation, cellular component: endoplasmic reticulum membrane; endoplasmic reticulum exit site. The transcript has 40 exons. NCBI's taxonomy places the organism in Eukaryota, Metazoa, Chordata, Actinopteri, Clupeiformes, Clupeidae. The record is from RefSeq and is a predicted model, not a curated record.
AAUGCAACUCGUGCUUGUCAACAUGGAAAGAAGAAAUGGUAGAUUUUAUGUGAUAUUAUGCCUAAUUGCAGCUUUCUCCUUCACUGUAGCACAGGACGCAAGCUGGGAGCAGACCCCACGGCCUGAUGAAGUUUGGACUACCCUAAGGCCUUCAAUGCAGCACGCCCGGCCUUCUGACUUCUGGAGACCUGCACCGACUACCCUAAGGCCUUCAAUGCAGCACGCCCGGCCUUCUGACUUCCGGAGACCUGCACCGGGCCCAGGGUCUUCGCCUGAGCCUCAAUGGAUGAGGGACGCCAAAGCUCUCUGCAUGUCUGCUCUGGGCUGCCCACCAAUGUCCACUAAGGGGUUCAGACAACCUCCUCCAUUCAUACACCCUUCCAUUGGACCUACCCCACUGGACUGGCCUCCUCACUUGACUGGAGCUAAUGGACCCAUGAUAUGGGACUCCCAAGCUCCAAUGAUGUCCACUGAGGGCCUCGGACAACCUCCUCCAUUCAAACAGCCGUCCAUUAGACCUGCCCCACACAACGGCCUGCCUCCUCACUUGAUGAAAGCUAAUGGACACAGGAUGAGGGACUUCCAAGCUCCAAUGAUGUCUACUGAGGGCCUCGGACAACCUCCUCCAUUCAAACAGCCGUCCAUUAGACCUGCCCCACACAACGGCCUGCCUCCUCACUUGAUGAAAGCUAAUGGACACAGGAUGAGGGACUUCCAAGCUCCAAUGAUGUCUACUGAGGGCCUCGGACAACUUCCUCCAUUCAAACAGCCGUCCAUUAGACCUGCCCCACACAACGGCCUGCCUCCUCACUUGAUGAAAGCUAAUGGACACAGGAUGAGGGACUUCCAAGCUCAAAUGAUGUCUACUGAGGGCUUCAGAAAACCUCCUCCAUUCAAACAGCCGUCCAUUAGACCUGCCCCACACAACGGCCUACCUCCUCACUUGAUGAAAGAUAAUGGACACAGGAUGAGGGACUUCCAAGCUCCAAUGAUGUCUACUGAGGGCCUCGGACAACUUCCUCCAUUCAAACAGCCGUCCAUUAGACCUGCCCCACACAACGGCCUGCCUCCUCACUUGAUGAAAGCUAAUGGACACAGGAUGAGGGACUUCCAAGCUCAAAUGAUGUCUACUGAGGGCUUCAGAAAACCUCCUCAGGUCAAACAGCCAUCCAUUAGACCUGCCCCACACAACAGCCUGUCUCCUCUCUUGAUGAGAACAAAUGGAUCCAUGUUGCUCCGUGGACCCAUGCCUCUUGAGCCGCGGUUAACACCACUGCCUCAUGUCUCAGAUACAUCGUUCAGACCACCUGCUCCACAGUGCAGCUCUGCAGAAACAUCUUUUAUACUUAGCUUUGACAUUGGACUGAGAAUGGCAAGGAAAGACAGCUUUGCUUUGGCUGUACUCCCACAAGAGCAAUAUCUGGCUUAUGGAACAUCUCUCACCACUGUUGCAAAAGAGGAGAUUUUUGCCUUGGCAACUCUGCCAAUUCAACAGUGUCCAGUCACACCUUGUAGUGCAAUGCUGACUGACAUAUUGGUAGACCCAAUGAAUCCCACCUUGAGCUUGCCUAUAGCAACCAACUAUGGAAAGCAAGACAAGCAGCAGGCCUCCACCCACCAGAGCUCCGCUGAGCUGCAGAGUUGGAGCUUGUCCCAGCGUAGCUGCUUCCUUGGAGGGGACACUUGGGCACAGCCCGUGUGGGAGAGCAGGGAACUGGGCGGGGAUUUCACCAAGACCCUCCCCUGGAACAACGUGGACAGCAAGCUGCAGAAGUGGCCCUUCCAGGCCACCGUCACUGAGUCCUUCAACGCGCUCCUUCCCCAGGUCAUCACCCUCAGCCCAGGGACAUCUUUGUCCUUGCCUGUCUCCUUCAGGCCACCUGAGCGGUAUAAGUACCUGGACACAACUGAGUUCCAGGGCAAAGAGGACACAUUCCAGGUAUCCCUCCAGGCCACCGUACCCUGUUUCGUCCAUGAGCUUACUGAGCGAGUGCAGCUGCCCUCUUGUGCUGCCCACCACGGCGACCAGACCACCUUUACCUUCCAUGAUGCCAGUGAGUUGCGUACAGGUGCACAUUGGGAACUGGGCAUCCCGGUUCAGCUCUCUUCAGAGAGUGGAGUUCUGGCCCCAGGUAAGGAGGCUCAAGUCACGGUUCUCUUGCGCCCCCUAGAGGUGUGCGUGUACCAGUUGAAGGCCAGCUGUGCCUUUGGGGACCAGGGAGAAAAGAGCUGCUCUAUGCUCUUACUGGGCAUGUCGAUGUUCCGGAACACUUACCUAGAGACAAGCACCCCAGGGGAGAAGGAGAGCUCUAGGCUGCUGGAGUUUGGGACUGUGGCUUUUGACUGCUCCCAGGAGAAGCACUUUGAGAUAUGCAACCCCUCCCCAGUGAACUCGUCCUUCCACCUCUCUCACCUGCAGCAUCCGCCUCUGUUACAGAGUGUGUUUGAUUGCUCAGUGCACGAGGGCCUUGCGGCCCAGGGGUCGUCCCUGCAGGUGCCUGUGCGUUUCUCCCCAGUGCACAGCAGCAGUGUGGAGUACCUCAGUCGCUCGUCCCCAGUGGCCCUAAGCAAGCAGCGGAUCAAGCCCACUGGCUCCAGCAGUGUGCUUCUAUGUCGGGGGAAAGCCUCAAAUGACUUUUCCGGACCGGACUGUAGGUUCCUAUCUUUCAAAAAGGGGGAGACAAUAUAUGUGUACUAUAAACUCUCAGGACAGAGGUCGGAUGUGUGGGCAGGAAGUGUGGGUAGUCGUUUUGGCUAUUUCCCUAAGGAGCUGCUCACCAUUAACCACAUAUACACUGAAAAGGAAAUAGAAGUUUCUGCUGAGGAAACGGAUUUUGUUUGUUUUGAUUCUGGCCUGGAUAAGUUUGAAAGUUACAAUAUAGACCAGUUGUUGAGCUAUUCUGAGUCGCAAGUGGCGAGUGAGGAUGCAUCUGUUGAAUCUACUGAAAUCGAAGACACACCGACAGUAACAGAAGAAGUGGUGUCAUCUCAAGAUGACACGCCACCAGAGAGAGACCGGGGUGACAUCGUGGAGGAGGAAAGUGAGCACUUUCUGAGGGAGCCUGAUCCGGAGGAACUGUCACUGGGUCCCAGCGACACGUCUUUUUCAGAUGAUGAGGAGGCGGCCAAUACAUCUGAAACAUCUAUGGCAGAGCAGGACGAGGAAGAGAACCCAAAGGAUGAUACCGAUGUUCACUCAGAGAAUUCAGCAGAGGCUGAAAGUUCUGAUAAGGUUACAGUGCUGAAACCAGACAUAGAAAGCACUGAACAGAUAGCCAAAGCGAAAAAGGAGUUAAAUGGUAUUGUUGAUUCUUGGAGCACUGAGCAUGUACACCAAUUAUUCGAGGAUGAAAAGGAACCAAAAGAUGGUUCUCCACUUGAUCCAGAGGAUCCUAACCCCGAUGUUCCAGGUGAUGCUGAACCAUUGGACGAUGACUUGAUCUUUGAAGAAGGAGGUGAAUCCAUUUUUGGGGAAGACUCACUUGAUCAGUUGACUGAGGAGGCACCGUCUUCUCAAGAUGAUGAUAAAUUGGAAGAAGAUGAGAAAACUGCAUUCAUUCAAUCACCUAUGCAGCCCAGUGAGGCACCUUCAGAGAAUUCAACAGAGGCUAAAAGUUCUGAUCAGGAUAAGGUUACAGAGGUAAAACGAAAAAUCAUUGAACAGUUAACCAAGGCUAAAAAAGAGUUAACAGGUAUUGUUGAUUCUAGGGGCAUUAAGCAUGUACACCACCCAUCUGAAAAUGAAGCGGAACCAAAAGAUCGAUCUCUGGUUGAUGCUGAAGUCCCCAAGCCAGAUAUACCAGGAGAUGAAAAACCACUGAAUGAUGACUUGAUCUUUGAAGAAGGUGGUGAAUCCCUUUUUGGGGAAGAGGGACCAUUUUCUCAAGAUGAUGAAAUGGAAGACGAUGAGACAACUGGCCCCACUCAGUCACCUGAGCAGCCCAAGGAUGUACCUUCAGAGGGUUCAGGAGAGGCUAAAAGUUCUAAUCAAAUUACAGAGCUCAAAUAUGACAGCGAAACCACAGAGCAGAUAGCCAAGGCUAAAAAGGAAUUAACUGGUGUUGUUGAUUCUUGGGCAACUGAACCUGCACAUCACCAAUCUGAAGAUAAAAUUACAGAGCUCAAAUACGACAGCGAAACCACAGAGCAGAUAGCCAAGGCUAAAAAGGAAUUAACUGGUAUUGUUGAUUCUUGGGCAACUGAACCUGCACAUCACCAAUCUGAAGAUAAAAUUACAGAGCUCAAAUAUGACAGCGAAACCACAGAGCAGAUAGCCAAGGCUAAAAAGGAAUUAACUGGUAUUGUUGAUUCUUGGGCAACUGAACCUGCACAUCACCAAUCUGAAGAUAAAAUUACAGAGCUCAAAUAUGACAGCGAAACCAUAGAGCAGAUAGCCACGGCUAAAAAGGAAUUAACUGGUAUUGUUGAUUCUUGGGCCACUGAACCUGCACAUCUCCAAACUGAAGACAAAGAGGAACCAAAAGAUCUGGAAGAAGAUCCGUAUCAUGAAGAAUUACUUGAAGAUGAGAACGCUAUGCUGUCAAACUUUGCCGACACACAGGAGGAAGGUGAGAAAGGGGACUUGACCCGCGAGGCUGUGGAAGCUGAAGCCGUGCCAGACGCUGUGCUGUCACCACCGGCUCCCAGCCCUGUAGAGCCGGACGCCAGAACUACAGAAGUACCAUCCACUGAUGAAUCAUCAAGUAGUAGUGAUGCAGAAAACAUAACCAGUGAUGAAUCAUCAAGUAGUAUGAUUGAUGCAGAAAACAUAACUGACACUACAGAUCCUGAGAGUUCCACUACUGUUCCAAAUGAGCCAGAAUACAGUGACAGUGUUCUCAGAUUAACUCUGAUCAGGGACCACUUCAAAGACCAAGAAAUGGAACGUUUCCAGAAAUUUCUAAGUUUGAAACACUUGAUCCGGAUUGAGGCCAUGUUUCAGGAUCUCGAGCAGGAGCUGAAGUCUGUCAGGUUAUCUCCGACAGACAGCAGCGAGGACAUUGAGAGGACCCUAGAGGCUAUUCUUGAGGCUUCUGAGACCUCCAUCCUGGACGAGAUCGAAAAGAUGUUGGACAGCCGAGAACACAGAAACCAGAAGGAGAUGGAAGCUAGCAUGUUUGACGAAGAGGCUGCCAUUCUGGAUGACUUCCAGGAGCUGGCAUUCACCUUGAGACAGAAGUACUCCACAGUGAGCGACAGUGUGCCGCUGGUCGCUAAGCAUGAACCUGUCACAGAGGAAGCAGAUCUGCACGAGGUUGUGGAAGACUCUGUGAACAACUUCACUGUGACGGAACCUGAUGAACCCAAUGACAUUGGUAAAGUGGAACACCAACACACAUCAGAACCAAGCACCCAUGGCAACCUGCCUCACAGUCCAGACUUGGACAUUGAGGAGGAUGGGGGCCAUAGAAACAAAGACAGCCAGGCAAGCCCCAAGGAACCAGACGAAAUCCAGAUAGGUCCACAGGCUAUUUUGGAAAAUCCUUUGGAUGUGGAAUUUGGCGUACCAUGGGAGGUGGAACGUCCGCCCUCAGGUUCAAUUGACCGCCACGUUUCAGAUUUCCAGGAAGACGGACCUAAAAGUGAUACCAGUUCCACGUCAGUUUUUGCUGAAAUGCGGAGCACUCUACAGUUUAUUUCUCAAUAUUGGCAGUAUAUUGGACAGUAUGCCGAAAUGCUUGUAGCUACCCUGCCCGAGGAGUGGAGGCCAGGCCCAAAUUUCCACGGACUUCCCUGGGAGCCUGUACUGGUCACAGUGGCAGUGGGAAUUCUCACGCUUAUUGCGUUUUUCUGGAAGACCAUUCUUGCUGUAAGAAGCAGAAGAUACCAAAUAACAGAAAAACAACUGUCAGAAAGAAUAAAGAAAAUGUUUAAUGAAAAAUCUGAGACCGCGAUCAAAAUGGCUGAAUUGAAAAAGCAGGCAAUAGAAUGGGAAAAACGUCUAAAGGAUUCUGAAAAAUCCCAAAAAUCAUUACUGCAGGAAAAUAAAGAGUUAAAGAAAAUGUUGAAAGAAGUGAAUGAAAAACAAAAAGUCUUGACAGAGAAAAUGAAGACGCAGGACCAGACGCUGGAUGCUGAGCAAAGGAGGAUGCAGGGCAUGAAGGACACGCUUUCAAAGUCCAACCAGACAGUGGAGUCACUGCAGCAGGGCAUCACGUCGUACCAGAAAGAGCUGGCAAAGGUCCAGAUUCUCAUGGAUGAGUCAAAGCUCCGAGAGGAUGCCUUGAAAGCAGAGAUGAAGGCCUCUGAGAAAGAAAAUAACAAAUUAAAAGAGCUGAAGAACUCUCUGCAACGGGACCUCAAGGAAUGGGAAGAGAAGCACAAAGACCUGAAUGAGAAGAUCAGGGUCUUCCAGAGAACCCAGAAAGAGCUGGAAGAUGCUCUGGCACAUAAGGAAAACGAGAUUGAUAUUAUGACUGACUGUAUUGCUGAGCUGAGAUCUCUGGAGGCUCUCGAGGCUGACGAUUCUCAUGGUGACAAGGGUUUGGCGAAUGGCGAUACCACCGCUGCCAAGAGGAAUGAGACAAUGAGGGCUCAUAUCAAACAGAUGAUGGAUGUCUCAAGGGUCAAAGCCACUCUCUCUGUUAUUGAGGAUGAGCGAAACCGCUUCAUGGCUAAGCUGCUCGAGGAAGAGAAGAUCAGGCAGAAUCUUGAGGAACAAGUCCAGAAGCUUGAACACGACCGUUCUGAGCUGGAGAGUGACAAGAGCCAGCUGGAGAACCAGCACAAGACCCUGGAGCAGAAGCUCGAGAUCAUGAGUGAGAUGUACCAGCAGAAGGAGAGCGCUUUGCACCAGAAGUUGACUCGGGAGGAGCUCGACAGGAAGGAGAAGGAGAGCAAGCUGUCCGAGGUCGACAAAAAGACUCUCAAAGCAGCAGAGGAAGUGGAGAUCCACAAGCGACGCAUUCAGGAGAUUGAGGAGGAGAUGGAGAAAACGGAGCGGUUCAACAAGAAUCUGAUUGCCUCACUCGAGAAGAAGUCCCAUGACAACUGGUUGGCCGCUCGAGCAGCUGAACGAGCUCUGACUGAGGAGAAACGUGAGUCGGCUCGCCUCCGCCAGAGUCUGCAAGUUACGGAGGAGAAGAUCCAUGAGAAGUACAGGAGCCUACCAAAGCCCGCCUCUGUCCAUGCUGAUCACGCGCUGAGGAGAGGAGGAGACUCGUACGGGCCCUCUCCCGUAAGUGGGGGUGCCCCCUCCCCCCCUCCAAUGAUCGAUGGCCCCGGCCGCCCCCCCUCCGCCCCAGUGGGACGACGGAGCGAGCCUCUAGGACCUCGACCCCCCUCUGAUCCUCACGGACGUUAUGCCGACCACGGCUACGCGCCGCCUCCUCGACAUGACAUGUAUGCUCCACGCACCUCGUCUCCGACUGAUGGAUCGCAAACAGCCCCAGUGCCAGUAGAGGCUGAGGCCGAGGCCUCCACAGAGACACCCGAUGCAAUCUCCAGGUCUCAGGGCCCAGGGUCCUUGCUUGUGUCUCCGAUAAGGGACUCCCCUGGUCCCAUCAUGCCUCCAAAGGGCCAUGGGCCACCUCCUCCAGGCGGACGCCCUCCCAUGGGGCCUGCCCCACCCAACGGCUUGCCUCCUCCUAUGAUGAGACCCAAUGGGCAUCCACCCAUGAAGUCCCCUGCACCCAUGGGUCAUGAACCACGCUUCGGACCACCACCACAUCUUUCGGAUCCACAUUUCGGACCACCUGGUUAUGGACCCAGACCUGGUCCCAUGUCUGGACCUCCCUACGGACCUCUUCCUCCACCUUUCAUGCGAGGCCCUACUCCACCGAUGCGCGACUAUCCACCCAUGGGACCUGCUUAUGGACCAGACUACCCCUACCCACCACGCCACCCAUCGCCCGGAGCCAUGUUGCCCCCACCCGGAGCCAUGCCUCCUGGUGCAAUGCCGCAUCCCGGCAUGAUGCCGCCGCUGCCUCCACACGGCGAGCGGGACUUCCGCGGCCCUCCCCCGGGCCAUGGCUACGUUCCUCCUGAGAUCAGGAACAGCCAGGGAGAUGUUCGCUUGGACAGCAGUGCUAAAACGGACAACUUCUCCCAGCAGGCUCCUGGCCAGCAGGAUUCCGCCUCUAUGGUUCUCGACCCUUGACCGGCCCUUGACCACGAGCCAGCAGCCCCAUCGCUGCUGGAUUUGAAAGUCUAGUUUCAGAACAGACUUAAGCAUACCACAAAACCCCAUAAAAAUUACUUACUUAAUUAAAGCAUCAUGAAAAGGCAGAUCUAGCUCUGUGGUUUUGGAUUUCUAAAACUUGCAACACUCUGGAUGAUGGCACGAAUGGACAGCUACUUCAGUGUGGCCUAUUGUGCAAUAACACAUUUUUAAAUGUAUGCCUAUGUUUUCUUUUCUUUUGAGGUUUUAAGGACAUAGGACACAUUGAAAGUAAGUGAGUUUUUUUUCUUUUGUUUUUUUGUUUUCUUUUCUUUUUCACAAAUAUGGUUUCCUGUGGAAAUGCUUAGAUAUUACAGGGACAAAAAGACUAUUCGAUCCAGGCUGUACUUUAUGCAUCGUCCACUUGGCCCAGCCUCAAGCUUAAACGUGAAAAACUUCAAGGUGCCCUGUGUAGAUCUGGUGGUGAUGAAAUGCAAGUUUUGAUAUGUCCAUUGAUUUCUAAGUUAUAAAGUAAUGCGAGGUACCACACACAAUCCUCUGUUUAUGUAGACAUAGUCUGUUUUUAAUAUAAAGUUUAAUUCAAACCGGCAUUUUCUGCUCCAAUCAAAGUGCAAAUUCAAAACAGUAUAUACAUGUUUGCAUCUGCAAUGUUGAUUUAAUGGCCAGCUUAUGUUCGUUUUAGAUUUUUGUUGUGUUGAGAUUUUAUAAUGCUCCUGUCAUUUCUUUCCGAAGAGAGAAGACCAACAUGCUGUCAUAUUGACAAAUACCUGUAUAUUGCCUUGACUGUAGAUGUAUAUAAAAUUAUUCAAAUCACCUGUGCAAACACAUUUGCUCUAUUGUUCUUUCACAUAAUCAGCCGAGGAAACAAACGUCUUGUGUUACUGCUUCAUCAAAUGUGCAGCAACUCAGGUACACAGUCAGCAAGUGUUGGUAGUUUUACUGAUCUGGAGGUGGCUGUGCCCACGUGGGUAAUACAGAAGCAUUUCAGCAUGCGAGUUAUUUCUUUGGAGUGUGCUGAGUGGGGGUGUUUUUAUAGAACAGAUUUUUGUACAUUAAAAUAUAGCAACUGGAGCCUUCACAGGUUGUUAUCUUUUUGGUAAUUCAGGAAUAAGGGAAACUAAGAAUAAUGUAUUUUUUUUUUACCUUUAAAUAAAGACGGAACAUUUCAAAUGCA